AGAUCACGUGCAUGUUUCUCCAUCGUAUUUUUUCUGUGCUAGUCGUUCGACUGCCUUCUUUCAGUGUUCAACAUGGUGAAGUUUUUCCAACACACAUUCGCUUAUGACCAUCCCUGGGAAAAUGUGUCAUAUGCAUUUUGGUUGAGAUACCCAAAUCCAUUUGCAUCGCAUGUUCUUUGUGCCGAUGUUAUCGACAGAAGUAUCAAUGAUGACGGUGUGCUUACCACCACUCGACUGGUAUUAAAGCAGGGUAAAUUACCCAAGUGGUUCCCUCAACAAUUUGUCAAAAAUUCGGAAGCCUAUGUUAUCGAAGAAUCCCUGGUCGACCCCAAGACUAUGCGAAUGGUCACUCGUACUAGAAAUCUCAAUCAUGUUCGCAUUAUGCAGGUCGAAGAAACGCAAACUAUUACACCGCAUCCCGUCAAUCCCGAUAUGACUACGGUCAAGACUGAAGCUCGUAUUAUUUCCAAAUUUGGAUGGGGCAUGGCCCAACGUAUAGAGAUGUUCGGCGAAAGCAAUUUCUCUAAGAAUACAGCAAAGGCACGCCAAGGCAUGAAGCAUAUCCUCCAGAUGAUCCGAGAAAAGCGUCUACGUGAACGUAUGGGCUUCAUGCAGCCUCAAACUGCUUGAAUCUUCGAGGCCAAUUCCCAACUCCAACACUUGUGAAAAAUAACUCUCCCCUCAACCUAACCUGUACAUAUUCCACAAAAAUUGCCCCUUCCGCCUACAUUGAACCUCGUUUUUUCUUUGACCACUCCUGCGUUCGAUGUUCUCUUCAAUAUUCCCUUGAGCCAAUUGGCACUCUUUGUGGAAGUCUAAUGUAGCCUUUGUAACUUGCCAGUCAAUCUAUUGGCAAACGUACACCACAAUCUCAAAAAAUAAAAUAAAGCACAGUAUUCAAAUUAUGAUGGUGACAUUUGGAUUUUAUUAUUCUUGGUGCUGGAUGCCGGCCGGUAUAUCUUUUAAUGAAAUGGUCUUAACCCAGCAUGCUUCGCUUUCUUCCUCGUAAUCUCACUAGCAUAGACCAAAAAAAUAAAGUGCUCAGUAUCAGAAAGGUUUGCUGGAUAAUAAGAUUGACACCUCCUGAAA
Molecule: messenger RNA, 1089 nt
Organism: Umbelopsis ramanniana AG
Lineage: Eukaryota; Fungi; Mucoromycota; Umbelopsidomycetes; Umbelopsidales; Umbelopsidaceae
Exons: 5
Coding region: 73-630 (185 amino acids)
Biological process (GO): phospholipid transport
Cellular component (GO): mitochondrial intermembrane space
Molecular function (GO): phosphatidic acid transfer activity
Source: RefSeq, a predicted model, not a curated record